Messenger RNA from Dovyalis caffra, 339 nucleotides. The record is from the annotation of a GenBank genome assembly. Lineage: Eukaryota; Viridiplantae; Streptophyta; Magnoliopsida; Malpighiales; Salicaceae.
AUGAGUGUUAACUUGUCCCAUGGAGCUGCAUUUGCAAGGGCACAGAUGGGGGAAAUGGAGGAAAUUGUCUAUUUGCACACCGCUAACAGAUUGCUUGAAGACGACAAAGACAGGAAGGUCUUUGGAUUUAUACCCAUGCAUGUUUCUAGAAACGUUAAAAGAAAAUUUCCAAGGCGAAAUAAAUGGCAGGAGCAAUUGGCAAUGCCAAGAUUUUACCAAGUGGAUAUAUCAUCGCAUCUAUUCCAGAAUUACAAGACUAAAAGCCAAGGUUUUACCAAACAGGUGACCGUAUCAGCAAAGUCAAAAACCCAAAAUUCUUACCAUGAAUAUGACCGCUGA